GCAGGGGAAGUAUAGGGAGGAAACCUGCCUGGCCCUUUCCUGUCGUGGACUUGCUGGACCUGGCUUUCGGCAUAUCCGAAAGUCUGGAAUCCAGGAGCUGCACAGUUCAGUGGGGCGGAUGACUGCAUCAAAUAUAUCGAUUUUUGCCUGAAGCCAGCAACAUGAACGUUAACCUUCAAGGGAGCACACACAAGGCUCACUCCACCAUGACUCUCUACAUGCAGUCGUCUAGGGUCAUAUCCACAUCAAUUACUAGAAGUCAGUCUUUUGCAGGCGUUAACUCAAACUACGAAAAGACCAGACAUCGACAGGCCUUCCAUACACCAACUGUUUCUCGAAAGUCUGGAUCUAAAGUUCGUAGAAUGUUCUCGAUGUCACACAAGUCCCCUCCUCCUAAGGUUCCUCAACCUGACAGAGUGGACGAGGUCUAUAAUGCACUGAAAAGGGGACUGGGGGCAUACCUAGAAGUCCACCAAGUCGAACUGGAUAAGCUGUCAGUCCAGAUCAGAGAAUCUAAAAGGAACUCAAGACUGGGUUUUUUAUAUGACUUGGACAAGCAAGUGAAGUCUAUUGAGCGGUUUAUCCGGAAAUUAGAAUUUCACACAAGUAAGAUAGAUGAGUUAUAUGAAGCAUACUGUAUCCAGCGUAGAUUGAGGGAUGGCGCACAUAAUAUGGUUAGGGCUUUUUCCUCCUCUCCAAGUAGUAAAGAGGCCCGUGAGAGCAUGACAGAAGCUGGAAAAGGAUACAAAGAAUAUACAGAGAACAUGUGUGUACUAGAGAAUGAACUUGAAAGUCAGCUGGGAGAAUUUCGCAUUAAAAUGAAGGGGCUUGCGGGAUUUGCAAGGUUGUGUGCUGGAGAUCAAUAUGAGAUUUUUAUGAAGUAUGGCCGGCAACGCUGGAAAUUAAAGGGACGCAUUGAAGUAAAUGGAAAGCAGGUUUGGGACAGUGAGGACAUGGUAUUUCUUCCACUAAUCACGGAGUUCCUUUCUAUAAAGGUCACAGAACUGAAGAGCCUUGCAAACCAUGUCAUAGUAGGCAGUGUUUCAUGCGAAACAAAAGACCUCUUUGCAGCUCUUCCCCAGGUUGUAGCAGUGGAUAUUAAUGACUUGGGAACAAUCAAACUAAAUUUGGAGGUCAAUUGGAAUCCAUUUGACAAGGAAGACCAACCCUCAGCUGCCAGUACUGUAAAUAAAACCUCUACUGUGAACAAGCGAUUUUCCACAUAUAAUCCUAGUCCUCCAGAUACCCCCUCAUUGCGGGAACAAGCAUUUUAUAGUUCCUUGUUGCCAGAUCUGGGAAAGCAUAGCUGGCCAAUGCUUGUAAUGCUUCGAGAGACCCUAACUGACAAAUUGUCUCAGGCUUGCUCGUGCAAUGAUGUCUCAUCUGUCCAGGUUAAUACUUAUGAGCAAGACUACUAUAAUAUGUUACGACGUCAGGAUGAUUUGGAAAAUGGAGCUGCCUGGUCAAUUUCUUCAGAAUCUUCUGAUGAUUCCUCUAGCCCACAGUUACCUAGCAGUACUUGGCAUACUCCCAAGAACAUUGUUCAACCUGAACUUCAGGCAUCUGCUCCAGAUAUAGAAAUAUCCUUUACACAAACAGAUGAAAGUGUGGUCACAGGAGCAGAUAUUUCAACCCAGGAAGUGGAAAACGAUGUAAAAAUAGGUAAUGAAAUAGUGGCAUCAACAAAAGGCUCUGUAGCUAAUGGCCAUGUAGUAUACUCAAGGACAUUAAGCCAUAUAAGUGAAGUAAGCUUUGAUGCUGCAGGUUCAGAUUUCCAUGUCUUGGAUGAACCUCAGAUAACACUACCAUUGGAUAAGGAUGUCUUGGAAAGUGUUGCUGUUCAAGACAACUGUGAAAAAGUUGACAGUUUUCAAAUCACUGCACAAUUAACCUGUGCUAAGGAAGAGGAAAAGGAAAUACUUCACAUAAAACCUGAAGCAGAUGUGGAGCAAGUGAUCAUUGAUUCAAGUCAGUCAUUGAAUUCAGAGACUCAAGUACAGGAGAUUGUACCUUGUGCUGAAGAGUUUGAACUUGUGUUAAAUAACCUUGUUGAGACUCAGCAGUCUGUAGUUCAUGGUUCUCCCACUAAUCCUCCAUGUUUGGACACUGUUCCAGAAGAGAGGGAGAGUCCCAUCUUUGCAGUAGUAUACUCUGACUCCACAAAAAGGAAGAAUGUUGAUGGUGUGGAUGAGGCAAUUAAUUCCUUGAGUUCAUCACUGGAUGACUACCGGGGCCAGUUCCCUGAAUUACAGGCACUUGAAAUUAAACUCCGACAUCUGGAAGAGAUUCUCAUGCAGAAGCAAGGAGUAUUCAGAAGCAGAGCAUCCAGCAUAAGCCUCACAGUGGAAAAUGCCCUUGAGAGUUUUGACUUCUUAAAUACCACUUCUGAUAUGGAGGAUUCAGAAUGCUCGGAGGGAGAAGGUGUUCCAAAUGAAAGGAGCGAGAGUAGUGAAGCUGUGCCUGUAACACCAAUUGAACAGAAAAAGGCUAAGAUGGAGGAUGUUGUGGUAUGCUCUUCCUCUGAAGGACUCUCCAAUCCUCUGACCACUGGUAGUGAACAGUUGGAUAAGGCCUUGGUUUUACACCUGCACAACUGCAAUAGGCUGCUGUUGCAUUUAGGCACAUUUGGACCCCUUCGCUGUCAUGAGUUAUAUGCACUUGAUAAAUUAAUGAGAGAAGCCCAUAUCUUGGACAUGAUCUGUACGCUAACUGAGGAAAAGUCAGGAAGGGCACAUUCUGCAGUAGAAGUUUUGAAAUUUUCAACACCAAAAGAAAGAAUUGUGGAGUUUUGGAAUGAAUGUGUACAGCCCUCAGAUGUGUUUGUAUGCUCUGUGGAGACAAUUUUGCAGUCUUUGAGUAUACAAUAUGCUGAAAAAAUCAACUUGCAACAACAAGGGCUUUCUGAUGCUGUUUUUGUAAAGCUUCUUGAAGAUAUUUUGGAUCAAAAGUUGCCCAGAAGAUCCAGAACCACUGAAGGUGAACAUAUAACAAUCUUUCAGUAUUGGAGAUACUUUGAUUCUACCACAGUCACGGAUUUGGAUGCCCUCAUGCGUGAUUUGUCCAAAGAAGUAAUGUUUGUGCAGAAAUUGAAUUCAGAUGAUCAGAAUGUAGUUCUUAAAGCCUUGAAGAGGGUGUCUGAGAGCAGCAUACAGAAGGAAGGAUUCAAGACUUUGAGCCUUUUACUUACUAAUGGAAACAGCAGAGUCAUUGCAGCUGCAUCGUCAUUGCUAAAAAGUUUUGCUGAACAGCAACCUUUUAGGGAAAGGGCUCUUGUGUCCUACUUGGAGCAGCUUGAAGAUGAAGAUGUACACGUGCGUGUUGCAGGUUGUGCUGCACUAGGGUGUUUAAAGGCCAAAGAAAGCAUAGAACAACUUGUUUACCUGUGCCAAACAGACAAGGAGGAAGUAAAAGAGGCUGCCAAACAUAGUCUGAUUCUUUUUGGAGAAGAUGGUAAAAUUGCUUUUCGGCAUUUGGAGGAAACUCUGGGAAAUCUGCCUCGACUUUUUGCACCUGGAGCAAUGGCAAGCACUGCAUUCUAAACCUACCAGACACGUCAUCUUGGAGACAAGAUGGACACUACUAGGAGACAAGAGGCACAUGAGAGAGGAAUUUCAAGAUAUGAGCAAGUGUAGAUGACAGUAUUGACGAGCAUCUUUACUGCGGACAGCUUUGUGCUGGAUGCUGAUAGAAAGCUUUAUUAAAAUGAUCUACCUCUGACAAUUGUAAUGUUUCACUAAGUGACAAGAUCAGUAAUGAGCAUCAACUACUACUCACUGUUCAAAUAUACAGUCCAUAUGUUCCAUUAUUGUGUGGGAUAAUGCAAUAUGAAAUCAGAGAGUUUGCAAUAUAGGAAGGCGCCUGCUCAUUGAUGUUUAUAUGUAGAUUUUAUUUCAUGAUGUAAAGAUCUGCCAUGCAUGCCCUCAUUACAGUACACGUGUAAGUAUGGGCUAAGUGACCACUGCUAUUUUUGUAACAAAUGCCACUAGUCCAUGUGGAGUGGUCCUUGUAACGGAAUUCUGUAUUUUUUGUUUUUAAUGGGAAAUAACAUGAGAAGAAUGGCCUGAUGGGAAGCUUCCAGUGAUAGUCAGACCUUGUUUAUAUCAAUAAAUGUGGCUUAUAUUUUUACAACAACAAAAUAAUAGCAGUCUAUAUGAGAUCUGUGAACUGACUAUUUAAUUUUCUUGUGUAAAAUUGUGCUAUAUCUUUAUAUGUUCAGGUUAUAAUUCUGCUGACACUCUUGAUAUAUAUUUUUUUUUUUUCUUCAGCAAUUCUUUACUCAUCAGUUAUUUAGUUACUAAUUUAAGGGACAUUUCCAUCAGAACAGGGUAUUUUUUCAUACUCAAUGUUUAU
Messenger RNA from Bufo bufo (common toad), 4350 nucleotides. It is a transcript of the gene RIPOR1, whose product is annotated as RHO family interacting cell polarization regulator 1. The coding region runs from base 162 to 3539 and encodes 1125 amino acids. Lineage: Eukaryota; Metazoa; Chordata; Amphibia; Anura; Bufonidae. The record is from RefSeq and is a predicted model, not a curated record. The transcript has 23 exons.